Molecule: messenger RNA, 4097 nt
Organism: Oncorhynchus mykiss (rainbow trout)
Lineage: Eukaryota; Metazoa; Chordata; Actinopteri; Salmoniformes; Salmonidae
Product: homeobox protein Hox-B2a
Biological process (GO): regulation of transcription by RNA polymerase II
Cellular component (GO): nucleus
Molecular function (GO): RNA polymerase II cis-regulatory region sequence-specific DNA binding; DNA-binding transcription factor activity, RNA polymerase II-specific
Source: RefSeq, a predicted model, not a curated record
AUCACAGAUUUUGGAAUAUGCCUAUACCUAAAUGCAAGAACAUAUAGUUUAACAGCUUGCAUUGCUACCGAAAAUACUCAUUAUCAUUGACGUUUCAGGGAAAUUAAGUUCCCUUUCAGAUGCUGUUAAAUAUUGAAAGGCAACCAUCAAGACUAAUACUCUUGCUAAAACUAACUGCAACUGAGGAAGUUGAUUAAUACAGCAGUACUAACAUAAAUAACACAAGUAGCGCUAACAACAGAAUGGUAAUAAUAACAAUAGUAAUAAAACACACUGUUUAUUCUAUGCUACAAAACACAUUUGGCUUGUCAUAAAAUGAUCAAAUCAACUUACGCCUAAUUGUAAAAUGUGUGAAAACACUAAUCACCCACCAUGAAAAAUAAAAAGACAACACAUAGCCUAGCUAAUAGUCUGUUAAACGGUAGUUAAGUCUGUUAAUCGUUUUUCGAAUUGUUCGCUUAGCUGUAAAAAAAAAAAAGGCAGUAAAAAAAGCACACUCCCACCACACUCCAAAUAUGAAAGAGCACAUUCCCCCCAAAAUAAAUAUAUAAAUAAACAAAUAACGUUGCAAGUCCAUGUUCUGGCAAGCGUAAAGAUUUUUGUGGCACAAACAAACCACAUUCAAAAGUAUAAACAAAUAGUCAUAAAAAAUGGAAAUGAAAUUCCUGAUGAUGAGAAAUACUCCUAAAUUGUCCCAGUUUUUGCACAGUCAGCUCCAAUAUAAGCAAAGAGAGCCCGUGCUUCUGACCUCCUUUCCAUAUUCUACAUCGUGCAUAUAUGGGAGAAACGCGGCCUACUCGCUGCUUUGCAUUUAGCUUUAAAUGGGCCAAACACCCACGCACAUUUCUCCCGUCUUUGUUUUUAAAACCUAGAGUCAAGUCAAAUGGAGUCGAAUAGUGCCCGGCAAUCUUGGUCCUUUUCUUCUAUUUUGAGAUAAUGCUGAUGCCUAUUUCAGCACCAGGGUUUAAUGCGCAAUGGAAAACAAUUCUAAGGCCUGCGUUUGGGUUGUUAGACUACUGGCUUUUUCGUAAAAAUCAGUAGGUCUAGAUUCUGGGGAUAGAGAGAGCGUUUCUUUGUUGCGAUCUUGAAGGAAAGAGAAUAAUUCUUGAGGCUGGUUGCUGUCAAGCGCUUUGCCUGGGAAAAGAUUGAUCACCGCAGUUCUUUUUUUUUCCACAAAUUCAACUUUUCCAAAAAUAUCCUAGCAGCUAAGCUACUUACUAUCCGCUUUAAACUUCUACAACAUCCUUCAAUAUCAAUACAUGUGACCUAGACGCAAUAUACUAUGGCAUUGUUUAUCAACAAACACAAAUUCGUAUAGGGCAUUAGUGUUAACACGGCCUAAAUUUUUAGUUUUUCAGAAGCUAGGAUUCGCAGUUGUACACGCGACCUCGCUGUGAACUUUAGUCAGUCGGCUCAGUAAACAAGCCGUCCAUUUUUUACACCGUGAGAGAAAACUCCUAGCUAGCAGUCAGUGGAAGGCCUUGCUGGGCUGCAUAUUUUUAGGACCAUUUCACACACACAGACACAGACACACGCACAAUAUAUAAUUUAGUAGCAUAUCUCUCCGCAAGGUGAUAAAGAGGUAGGCUAGCAGUUAUAGAGAGAUAACAUAAUAUAAUUUAUACACUUACACACACAGACCUUUCUCUUCACUCUGCAUCUUCCAUUUAUGAAAACAAAAAUAUAGCAGUCUACCAUUACACCAUGCAGGCUGCUAACCUGCACCAUGCUAGGCUCUAGGAAACCGUUCUUCAGUAUUUUACCAAGCGAAUCUCAGCCUCCUGUUGAGACAUCUCCCAUCUAGGUUGGGUGGAGUUAUUUUUUACCUUAAGUCUGCUACUCCUGUCAAACUUUUAAGAUUAAUGGGCCUCUUUUGUAUAAACACCCCGUUUGCCAUAUUGUAAAUGUGCUCUUAACAAUAACCACGUUUUACUGGAUUACAUCACCAGGGUCCAGGCAGAAUAUCUGCAUGCAGAUCUCCAUUGUUUGACAUGAAGGGCCUCACAUAACCUCCCACUCGAAACAGCGAGGUGAGACAGUUGGCAACCGAACACUUUUUUUCUCUCGAAUAUAAUACCCCCUGCUAACACAAACCAAAAUCUUAUGGUAUUUUUGAGCAUUUGCUGAAAAUAAUGCUUUCUUUAGCCACCAGGCCCCGGCUUUCCAUUGGUUGAAUCUGGUCAUGUGACCAGGAAUUGGCUGCAAUUUCGCCCAUAGUCUUCAGUUUAGUAGACCAAGGUCCCCAUACGCUAGUAAUAUCACCAAUAUACACAAUUAUUAAAGCCCGCAAAUACGGGACAGCGGGGAGCUAAUAAUCACGCGUUUUUGUUUUUAUUUUGCUCGUUUUGAUCUCGCCGUCCGCCUGUGGACAAGGAUAAACUAUGAAUUUUGAAUUUGAGAGGGAGAUUGGGUUCAUAAACAGCCAGCCUUCCCUUGCAGAGUGCCUGACGUCUUUUCCCGCUGUCCUGGAGUCAUUUCAAACUUCAUCAAUCAAGGACUCGACAGUAAUUCCUCCUCCUUUCGAGCACACCAUCCCCAGCCUGAGUCCCUGCACAAGCAGCCAGGCGCGACCGAGGAGCCAAAAGCGAACCUCCAAUGGCCUCCAGCUUCGGACGCCACAGCCGCAACAGGGCCCAGCCCCGCCGGCAAGUACGGCUGGCCCGCUGGCACACGAGUUCCCCUGGAUGAAAGAGAAGAAAUCCUCGAAAAAGGGACCCAAAUCUGGGAAUGCCACGGUAGCCUCCUCUUCUCCCUCUCCUGCAUCCUCCGGGUACGCCACUGCAGGACUUGAAUCACCGACAGAGGCGCAGGGUGGACUGGACAACGGCAGCGGAUCCCGGAGGCUGAGGACUGCCUACACCAACACGCAGCUACUGGAGCUGGAGAAGGAGUUCCACUUCAACAAAUAUCUCUGUCGGCCCCGGCGGGUGGAAAUAGCUGCCCUUCUGGAUCUAACCGAGAGACAGGUCAAAGUGUGGUUCCAGAACCGGAGGAUGAAGCACAAGCGGCAAACGACACACCACAGGGAAGGCCAAGAGGGCGACCCCGGCGGGUUCGAGCCCCUGGAAGGUGCCGAUGCUUCCUCGCCUUACUCGAGCCAGCCACUGGAAGCCUCGGGCUCGGCUGCGUCUGAGGGGGAGACGUGUAACUCGGCAGCCUCCUACACGAACAGCAGUGACAAUAACCAGCCCACGCCUGAGGAGGGCCAGCUGAGCUGCCAGGAGCCCACAUCAGUCUCUGACACAACUGUGCGGUCGACCCGGUUCCCAACGCCCACUGCAGAUAACCCCGCAACAAUGGGCGACGGUGGCGCAUCUGGCCCGGAUCAUUCUUUUUCAGAGCAGCAGGACGCCUCCUCCCUGCCCGAUUUGAAUUUCUUUUCUGCUGAUUCCUGCCUCCAGAUUUCUGACGCUUUAUCGCCCAGCUUGCAGAGCUCGCUCGACAGCCCGGUAGAUUUCUCCGAGGCGGACUUUGACUUAUUUACAAGCACACUUUGUACAAUAGAUUUACAACAUUUACAGUUCUAACGACAACAACAACAACAACAAUACAGAACAAUCGAAUUAAGGAGAAUGUCCCACCGUAUUACAAUGGUAUGAAUGCUUCUCGGCAACAUUCCUGAAACACAUUUAUGAAAAAGAUUCCUGGGUUUAAUUUGAAGAUAACAUAGAACCUGAGAUAGCAAAGGAGCGAUUAUGUCCUUUCCUGGCAUUAUAAUUUUGGUUUACUCCAUCGAAAUCACAUACGGAUUUCCCCUUGUUCAAAUUUCAGGUAUUUAUUGCCUUCUUGUUUUCUGACAGUAUUAAUUGGCAGUUACAGUAAUAGACUAUACUGUCUCCUUAAUGUUUCAAAACUGUUCAGUGCAGCUCAAUCGCUUAAUUCUCAGGAAAUGAAGGCCUAUCAGAUAUAUAGGCCUAAAGGAUAGUUGAACUGCUUUUAGAAAUUCUCUCGAGACGGGCGGUGAUCCCGUUGAUGAGUUUUAGAACUAGUUUAUUUAUUGAGAUUCUUUAAUAGUAAAUUUCAAAUUAUUUAUUGUACAUUAUUUUCAUAGUUGAAAUAAAAACAAACUUUUAUAAUGUGGCCUAAGUGUUUUUGAU